Messenger RNA from Closterium sp. NIES-65, 873 nucleotides. The record is from the annotation of a GenBank genome assembly. NCBI's taxonomy places the organism in Eukaryota, Viridiplantae, Streptophyta, Zygnematophyceae, Desmidiales, Closteriaceae.
AUGACGACCGAUCAGACGCGAGAUUCGUCCGCGGAAGCACCGCUAGGCGGUCCGAACGGCCAUGACUUCGCGGCGGAUGUUCCGCCGGAAGCCCUGGCGGCAAGCGUGGCGAUUUUGACGGAGAAGGAGCAAGACCCGGUGACGCGUCGCGAGUGGUGGGGGUGGUUUAUCUACAACGCGGCGGGAAACGCGUUCUCCCUCGUCGCAAUGUCGAUUUUCUUCCCGUUGCUCCUCGUCUACCUCGCCACCGCGCAGGCCGCCACGCAGGCCGGCGCGCCGCCGCCGCCGCAGUGCAACGCGACGCUCACGACAGGCUGCUUGCAAUGCGUGGCGGGCAAGGGGCAGCAGCUGAUGACGUCAACCAGCUACACGGCGUACGACUCGCCGAACCUGCAGGCGGGCGCGUUAUCCAUGGAGCCCUUGGCGAGCACCACGGUCGUCAUCGGGCUGACCCACACACUGUCAUGCUGUCCCCCCAUUGUCCCACACCCCUUCCCCGGCAGCUACACGGCGUACGAUUCGCCCAACUUGCAAGCCGGCACGCUGUCGAUGGAGCCGGUGGCGUACACAACGGUCAUCAUCGGACUGGCCGUGGUGGUGCAGAUCAUCGGCCUCGUGUGCUUCGGCGCCGAGGCGGAUUUCGGGCAGGGCCGAUGGCGGAUGCUGCUGGUGGGAACGCUGAUGGGGGCAGUACCCUGCAUUCUAUGCCUGGCGCUCACAUCGCCGUCUCUCUGGUGGCUGGCGGGUCUGUUUGCCAUCAUCGCUAAUCUCGGAUACGGCAUCUCUCUCGUCGGCUACAACAGGAUCCCUAUCCCCACCCUCAUCAUCCCCGCUUUUGCUGGCACCUUCCUGCCGGCACUGGUAGACUACUAA